Molecule: messenger RNA, 1561 nt
Organism: Vitrella brassicaformis
Lineage: Eukaryota; Vitrellaceae
Source: the annotation of a GenBank genome assembly
AACAGGAACAAGGCAAGGACAACAGGGAUACAGCGGGAGGUGCAGGGGAGGAAGCAGCGCAUGAACAAGGGCACUGCAAGCGGCAGCAGUGGAGAUGCUUCCCUUGCCCACGUAUACGUUGUCUGAGCGCAUCAGGGAUGCACAGCGACAAGGCAAGACGCGCGUCGCCGUGCUGAUGCUCUCUGGCGCACUCAACCCUGUAAGGAUGGAUAGACCGAUGAAGACAGGUAGAUCCAGUCAACCGCUGACAGUGUGUCUGUGGGUCGCUGUGUUCAGGUACACAAUGGCCAUUUGGAGGCCAUGGAGGUGUGUCGCGCCGCCAUUGAGACGUUCUUCGGUGUGGCUGUCGUUCAAGGUUGGUCUGACUUCUUCUGACACACAGACACGCCAGACACACAGACACAAUGCUGCAUGGACUGAUGUGUAGGUUAUGUUAUACCGUCCUCCGAGCGGUAUGUCGACGGCAAGCAGGCCAAGAAAGGGCAGCCCUCGCUGAGCCUCGCCGACCGCGUCACGCUGUGCGAGUUGCCUGCCAGGCACACCGGCCACCCCACAGGGAUGGGGGCUGGUCGCCCUGGCUGUCGGUCUGCUCAUGGGGUUGGCACUGCAGCUGGGCACUGGCCGAGUGAGCGAUUGAAUGAUGGGGUGUGUAGGGAAUGGUUCUUCGAAUGAGCGUGUGUCUGGCUGGUUCGUUCAGGGAGCUUGCUAGCACCAUCCCUCAGCGCAUUGAUAUGAGGGGCAUCCAGCUCGGUCCGUGUGUACUCACAAGCGGAAGCGGAUCAGCUGAAUGUGUGGCCUUGUCGUGUCGUGUUUGUUCAGAGGUGUGGGAGGUGGCCGGUGCGGACUUCGCUCUCCGUCGCAAGCUGUGGCGCCCACCACAUUCACUCGACGAGCAGAGACACCGGCGUAUCAUCUGUUUGGAGCGGCAGCCAGCCACCGACACCAUCAGACACGAGAUUGUCCGACACACCCACCACCUGCCCCUCACUGCCACCGUGCGACAGCAGCACGUGACCGCACACAUCGUGCCCUUCAGCUGCCAUGGCAACAUGCUUGUUGUCGGCGGCAUGUUUGUGCUGUUGACCGGGGCGGGGACGCUGAUGCGGCUGAGCGACGCCAGCAGCACACGUGUGCGGAAGGAGCUCGGGCGUGACGGUGGGCGUGAGAUGGUGCGUGCCGGGUGGAUGAGCAGAGAGGUGGUCGAGGCCAUGCAGGGCAUGCACUGGAGGCAGGAAGGAAGCUAUGGUCGGCACAGACGCAGGUCGGGGGCCUAGCUGGCAAGACGUAUAUACACAUAUGAGGAGGGGGGCGUGUGGGAGGCAGUUGAGUGCCUGUCUGCUCUCCAACUGUCUCUCUCACCCACAAAUGCGCGAGAAUGGCCGAAAGUGAAGACACAUAAGGGCAGAUAGACGAAUGCAAUCAUGGCACUGAUUCCAUGUGUCUGAUGAGGCUACUUUGAAUCCGUGCGCGCGUGCGUGCGUGCUGGAUAGCGGGUCUUUUCGUGAUUAGCAACGCAUCAAUAGACGAAGGGCAAAUUACAUAUGCAAAAAGUCUGUGUAUA